This is a messenger RNA of Brassica oleracea var. oleracea, 3401 nucleotides long. RefSeq lists its product as uncharacterized. The transcript has 3 exons. Bases 240 to 3080 code for a protein of 946 amino acids. Gene Ontology annotation, molecular function: ATP binding; ATP hydrolysis activity. Lineage: Eukaryota; Viridiplantae; Streptophyta; Magnoliopsida; Brassicales; Brassicaceae. The record is from RefSeq and is a predicted model, not a curated record.
CAUAUCUAAGCGUAAGCCUGAGGUCUGAAACCAAAGCAAAAGAAGCAAACAAAACAUAAAAACAUAUAAAUAAAUAAAAUAAUUCUUUUUCAAAAAAGCGACUACUCGGUUUGAUAUCUUUGUCGUAAAAUCCAUUUCGAGAAAUUUCACGCACGAUUUGUUUAUACAUUUCUCACCAUCUCCUUCUUCUUUUACGAUCUUUGUUGGUGGUUGGUGUAGUCUGAAUCAAAGCGGCGACGAUGCCGACACCGGUUAGCACGGCGAGGCAAUGUUUAACGGAAGAAACAGCACGCGCACUAGACGACGCGGUAGCCGUCGCGCGUAGGAGAAGCCACGCGCAAACGACGUCUCUCCACGCCAUUUCCGGUCUCUUAACCAUGCCUUCUUCGAUUCUCCGCGAAGUGUGCAUUUCACGCGCCGCUCACAGCACGCCUUACUCCUCCCGCCUCCAGUUCCGCGCGCUCGAGCUCUGCGUCGGCGUAUCGCUCGACAGGCUCCCUUCCUCGAAACCGCCUCCGACGACGGCGGAGAACGAGGCGGAGGAGGAGCCGCCGGUGUCUAACUCCCUCAUGGCGGCGAUCAAACGUUCUCAGGCGACUCAGAGAAGGCACCCGGAGACUUACCAUCUCCAUCAGCUCCACGGUGGGGUUACUCAAACGACGUCGGUUUUGAAGGUUGAGCUUAAGUACUUUAUAUUGUCGAUACUCGAUGACCCGAUCGUGAGCCGGGUGUUCGGUGAAGCCGGGUUUCGGAGCACGGAAAUAAAGCUCGACGUGCUUCAUCCUCCGGUGACGCGGUUCCCGCGUUCUCGCUGUCCUCCUCUGUUUCUAUGUAACGUAACUGAAUCUGGCUCUGGUCGGGCGAGAUUCGGGUAUAGUGGUGACUUCGACGAGAACUGUCGGAGAAUCGGGGAAGUGUUGGGUCGGAAAGACAAGAAGAAUCCUCUUCUUGUCGGAACUUGCGGCGGUAAAGCGCUCAAAACGUUUAGUGACUCGAUCAACAGAGGAAAGGUAGGGUUUCUGCCUCUGGAGAUUAGUGGGUUAAGCGUAGUUAGUGUAGAGAAAGAGAUCGGUGAGAUGAAACUCGAUCAGUUGGGAAGAAUCGUGGAGCAAAGCUGCUUGAAAUCUAAAACGGGGACGGUUUUGAAUCUAGGAGAGCUCAAGGUCUUAACCAGUGAUGCUCUCGUGUCGAGGCUCUCGGAGCUGUUGAAGCUUCAUUGUGAGAAGCUCUGGUUCGUCGGGAGUGUGUCGAGCAACGAGAUGUAUUUGAAACUGAUCGAGAGGUUUCCGACGAUUGACAAAGACUGGAACCUUCAUCUUCUUCCUAUUACAUCUUCGAAUCAAGGAGUUUAUCCCAAGUCAAGUUUGAUGGGAUCCUUUGUUCCAUUUGGAGGCUUCUUCUCAUCAACAUCAGAUUUCAGAGUGCCGUUUAGUAACUCAAUGAACCAGUCUCGUCUUCCUCGGUGUCAUCUCUGUAACGAGAAGUGUGAGCAAGAAGUCACAGCCUUAGGUAAGUCCGGUGAACAGUGUUCAGAGAAGUUGCCUUGUUGGUUACGUAAUGUGGAAUCUGAACAAGACAAAGGGAUUCCGAGACAGGCUAAAGAUGAUCCAAACACAUUAGCUUCUGUGCAGAAGAAAUGGGACGACAUUUGUCAACGAAUCCACCAAACUCCGGCGUUUCCUAAACUCAGCUUCCAGCCUGUUAGACCACAGUUCCCACUUCAGCUUGUUUCAACCCUUCAAACUGAGAAUCCGCCACACCAACCCGGUUUAUCAGUAAAAAUCUCGAAGCCAAAACAUACAGAAGAUCAGACAACUCGCACAACAACGAACUCGCCUUUGAGCUGUGUUACAACAGAUUUAGGGCUAGGAACAAUCUACCAAGAGUCAAGCCCACCGGUAUCGCUUAACCGGAGAGGCUUUGAGCUGAUCAAAGAGAAACCAUUGUCGCGGUAUUGCAAAGACUUCAAGUCUCUCAGAGAAUUACUCUCUCGGAAAGUAGGGUUUCAGAACGAAGCUGUGAACGCCGUAAGCGAAAUCAUCUGCGGAUACAGAGAUGAUAGAAGCCACUUAGCUUCAGCCACAAGUAAUGUUUGGCUCGCUCUUCUUGGACCGGAUCAAGUCGGGAAGAAGAAAGUAGCAACAGCUCUCGCUGAAGCCUUCUUCGGCGGGGGAGAAAACUGCGUUUGCGUGGAUUUCAAGGCACAGGACGGGCUCGACGAUAGAUUCAGAGGGAAAACAGUUGUUGACUACAUCGCCGGAGAAGUAUCCAAGCGGGUGGAGUCUGUUGUUUUCAUCGAAAACGUCGACAAAGCUGAGUUUCCUGAUCAGGUAAGAUUGUCUGAUGCAGUGAGAACUGGGAAGCUCCGUGACUCGCACGGAAGAGAGGUCAGUAUGAAGAAUGUUAUGGUUUUAGCUACUACUUCGGGGUUUGAUAAUAAAGACAGUGAUCGUCAUGCUCUUGAUAAUGAGCAUGUCAAAUACUCCGAAGGAAGAGUUCUCAGCGCUAAAAACUGGAAAAUUCAGAUAAAACUUGCCGACAAUGCUAACAAGAACUGUCUAAAUAAGCGAAGACAGGAGUUAGGAACAGAGGCUACAGAGCUUCGAGCUGUUAAGUCUCAACGUUCGUUUCUCGAUCUGAAUCUUCCAGUGGAUGAGACAGAAGCAAACGCAGAUGAAGAAGCGCAUGCAAUGUCCGAGAACAGUAAAUCUUGGCUUGAGGAUUUUUUCGAGCAAGUUGACGGGAAAGUGACGUUCAAAACGAUCGGCUUUGAUGGGUUAGCGAAGAACAUACAAAGAAGCAUCUUGUCGCAUUUUCAUCGGUCGUUUGGACAUGAAACACGUCUAGAGAUCGAAAGCGAUGCGAUCCUUCAGAUUCUAGCUGCCUUGAGAUGGUCACCAGAUGAAGAGAAAACGGUUGAUCAGUGGAUGCAAACCGUUCUUUCUUCAAGCUUCGCUGAAGCGAGACAAAAGUAUAAUUCCAAUUCUUCUUUCGCUGUGAAACUUGUCGCCUCUGAAGAUUCUACGGCUGAAGAGGAAACGACGGGAAUACAGUUACCGGCGAGAGUUGAAGUGAUCUAAUCAUUUCGGUUAUUAUUUUAUCAUAUAUAUAUAUAUAUAUAUAGUGAGAUGAUAGUUAUAUAUAGAUCUCCUGAGAGUUUUUGUCAUCGGCUUGGUUUGAGUUUGAACUUUGUCAACUAAAUGUAUAUUAUUAUAAGCUUAAAGCUGAGCUAAACUGUGGUAUAUAGCUUUUGGCCAAAUUGCCACAUGGGCCAAAUUGCCACAUGUUUUGGUUUUUACCAUAGUUGCUAUUGAUCUUUCUAUCAUUUUACGGUUUUCUGUAUAUUUUGUGUAACGAUAUUAGUUCUCAUAUGAGAAUCAGUUUCAUAUUGGGUUUCUGCA